Mycena indigotica is the source of this 546-nucleotide messenger RNA. RefSeq lists its product as uncharacterized. Lineage: Eukaryota; Fungi; Basidiomycota; Agaricomycetes; Agaricales; Mycenaceae. The transcript has 2 exons. Bases 13 to 546 code for a protein of 177 amino acids. The record is from RefSeq and is a predicted model, not a curated record.
UGCAUCCACACCAUGACCAGCCGGAAAGCGCGGGCCCCCUACCUGUGCGGCCGCCUUGUCAUCGACAUAAAGAGGCUCGAGACGGCAUCCUUAAGCCUCAAGACACCGGCAGUCACGCGCGAAAGCCGCCACGUGUCGGUCUUCGCCCGCCUCGAUAACGCGAUUCUUUUCCAAGGGACGAGCAUGGGUUACGGUGGUGGCGGAGCGGAGGAGGGAAAGAGCUGGGGAAGAGAUGCGGAGAUGGUGUCGAGCCGUUGCGGGAGGUGGGGCAGCGGGUGGACCCAUUCGCUCGAGAACUUUCAUACGCCUUUCGAAUCUCUCCCGUACCACCACUUCGUCUCGCUACAACCCCCAUUGUCCUCGACACCCAUGUUCUUCAACGCUAUCGACAAGCAGAACUUACCAAGCACUGUCGUUUCAGGCUGUUGCUGCGCGGAUGAGGCGGCCUCCCACAAGCCCGCUAUGCCUCUUGCAACUAUGUCUCCUGCGACCGGCUCGGCGUCGGGAGCGUUUCCCAACAACCUCACUAUUAGCCGCUUUCGCUGA